AUGCCUGGCGACGGAGCUUGUGCGUACAGAGCUAUGUUGUACAACCUCGGACUGGACGCGACUGACGUAGAGUUAGUCAAUGGUGAAGUGAUUGAUGCCUUCAGAUUUGUGUUAUACUCACUUGCCGACAAGCCGGAGGAACACGGUAACAUGUUGUUGCCGUAUGCUGAUGGUGCGGGUUAUACGGAGGUACAUAAAUUAACCGGUAAUGAGAUGAUCCACGUCGUGUGGCAGCUGGGUGACGAUGGCGUUGGAAUGCAUGUGGACGCCAUAGAUGACGGAAUUGGUGAGGAGAUGCGCCGUAAGCGCCUUGAAAAACUUGUGGAGAUAGCUAACGGAAAAGCUAUAAGCGAAUGUCAGUGUCAGGGACGCUCUCGAUCCUUACGG
This is a messenger RNA of Brenthis ino (lesser marbled fritillary), 387 nucleotides long. Lineage: Eukaryota; Metazoa; Arthropoda; Insecta; Lepidoptera; Nymphalidae. The record is from the annotation of a GenBank genome assembly.